UGCUUUAGCCUAUCGCCGUUUCUCAACCAGUAAAAGACCUCCAAAAAUCCCCUUAACAAAUUUAUAUUUUUCCCCCAUAAAAAGCAAACCCUAGAAGAAGAAGAAAUUCGAAGAAAAUGAGUCUACAAUAGUGGGAUGAAAUAUUGAAUUUGGACUUUAUACACAAAUUUGUUCGUCCCUUUUGUUUUGUGAACCAAUUGCAGUAGUAGACAGUAUCAGUGGAAGCUUCUCUUUCUCAUUAAUGAGGUCCAUAAGGACUUGUUGAAGAGCCGUUUCAUUGAAAGGUUGGUACUUGAAGACAACGUUAUGUGCAACUUUUCUUCUAAAUUAGACGUUUUUGCACCGACUCAAUCCGCUGCCUUAUUCAUCAUUGGACUUUUUGAAUCUGGUUGAUGAGAGGAAUUCGGAUGGACUCAAAUGGUCCCCCAACUAAAGGGUUGGUGGAACUCAAUUGUCAUAGCAUACAGGAUGGCCAGAAUGGAGUGAGGGAUGGAAUUACUGGUGAAGGACAGGGGCUUUCAGAGGAAGAUGAGUCAAGGAUUAAUGAGGAUGUCGAAGGUGGGAAUGAAACACAGAGGGAUUUGGUACAUGUACAGUCUGUUCUACAAACACAGCAGCAACAGCCUCAAGGGCCUUUGGUUAGGUGGGACCGUUUUCUUCCAAUUAGAUCCCUCAAGGUUUUGCUGGUGGAAAAUGAUGAUUCAACUCGUCAUGUUGUUAGUGCAUUGCUUCGAAACUGCAGCUAUGAAGUUACAGCUGUUGGAAACGCCCUUGAAGCAUGGAGGAUUCUAGGAGAUCUUGCUAACCAUGUUGAUCUAGUUCUGACGGAAGUAGCCAUGCCGUAUUUGUCAGGCAUUGGUCUUUUGUCAAAGAUUAUGAAUCACAAAACUCGCAAGAAUGUUCCGGUGAUUAUGAUGUCUGCUAAUGACUCUAUGGGUAUCGUCUUUAAGUGUUUGUCAAAGGGUGCGGUUGACUUUUUAGUGAAGCCUAUUCGAAAGAAUGAGCUAAAAAAUCUCUGGCAGCAUGUUUGGAGGAAAUGCCAUAGUUCAAGUGGAAGCGGAAGUGAAAGUGGCAUACAGACUCAGAAGUCUACGAAAUCUAAAAGUAUUGAAGGAUCGUUGAAUAACACUGACAGCAAUGAUGAAGCUGAGAAUGGGAGCUUUGAUCUGGAUGACCGGGACGGAAGCGACAAUGGAAGUGGCACCCAGCAGAGUUCGUGGUCCAAAAGGGCCAUAGAAGUUGACAGCCCCCAACCCAUGUCACCAUGGAAUGAAUUGGCCGAUCCCCCUGAUAGUACUUGUGCCCAGGUUGUCCAUUCAAGGCCAGAAGCACUUAGUGCUACCUGGGUGCCUGCAACUGCCCCCAGAGAGUGCCGCAAUGAGAAGGAUGAACUUGGAAAUGCUAGAAUGGGUAAAGAUUUGAACAUAGGUGUCACUAGUGUUCCAGAGCUUGAAGGCCGAUCAGGUAAAGCUAUGGAUGAUUUAGCAGCUCCUAUGAAGGACAAACGUUUGGAAUUAGACCCCAAGGAUAGUGAGAAAAUGGUCAGAAACCUCAAGCACAACAAGGAAACAUGGGAAGAUGACCUGAAAGACAUGGAUGUUGGUUAUAGGGGUGAUCACACCAAAACCGGUACUCCUCUGGUAGAAAGUAUGGCCAAUGAAGUUCCGAAAGAUCCUUCCAAGAUCACAAACAUCAAAGAAAUAGCCACCUAUGACAGUAAAGGCAUGCCUUCUCUUGAACUUAGUUUGAAGCAGCUUCGAGAUGUUGGAGAAAUUGGGACCAGUGUGCAAGAGCGCAAUAUACUCAGGCAUUCAGACCUUUCAGCAUUCUCUAGGUAUAAUGCUCCUGCUUCAAAUGCUAAUCAGGCUCCAACUGGGAAUGUGGGCAGCUGUUCACCAGUUAAUAAUAGCUCAGAAGUUGCAAAAACAGAAUCACUGAAUAACUUGCGUUCAAAGUCAAGCAGUACCCCUAACCAGCGCUCAAAUGGAAGUAGUAACAACAAUGACAUGGGCUCCUCGACAAAUAAUUUCUUUGUCAAACAAGAAACAUUAACUGACAAGCCAAUAACCAAACCUGCAGUCAAUGCCCAUACCUGUUCCGCAUUUCAACCAGUGCAACAUGGUCAUAAUUCUUCUCUUCAACCUAUGGUUCCAGGAAAACAAGAUGCUGCAAAGGCAGCCCUGGCCCAAGCAAGGGCGAUGCAGCAGCAGGUCCAAGUUCAGCACCACCAUCAUCACUACCAUCACCAUCACCACCAUGUACUUGACCUGAAGCAGCAACAACAGCUGCUUGACACUGAUGAUUCGACCAUGAGAAAUGCUGUUGGAGCUGCUCCAAAUUUCGGAACAUCUGACAUGGUAGGAACUCCUGUUGAAGGAGACGCUGCUAAUUAUGGAAGUGCAUCAGGAAGUAACAAUGGAAGCAAUGGGCAAAAUGGAAGCAGUGGCCAAAAUGGUAGCAGCACUGCUCUAAUUGCUGAAGGAACAAAUUUGGUUGCUGAAAAUGAAGCGGGUGAAAAAUGUGAAAUUGGCAGCGUGAGUGGAAGUGCAAGCAGAAGUGAUCACUCGGCUCAAAGAGUGGCUGCUUUGAUUAAAUUCCGGCAAAAGAGGAAGGAGAGGUGCUUUGAGAAAAAGGUCCGGUACCAAAGUAGAAAGAGACUCGCAGAACAGAGGCCGCGUGUGCGAGGGCAAUUUGUGCGUCAGGAUGCAGACAAAAAUAAAAGCAAUGAUGAUUCCUGACCCCUGCCGUUAUGCUUAGAUGGUACAUGUGAAAAUGAGUUCAAGAAGCUUUAGCUUUGAUCGCCAAAGGUAGGGAGGAAGCAGUUUGGUUCCAAAGCUAAAAUUUAUUUAGUUGAGGUAUUGCUGUCUUGUAAUAAUUGCUUAUUGGAGAUCAUAUUAAUUGGGGAGUCCUAUGAAGACAUCUUUGUUAUAUAGUCGGUUUGAAGAUACUUAUAUUUGGACUUGUAGAUGUUGGGAUCCCCUAAUAAAAUGCUUCAAUGUGCUGUGUUUUCUGGUGUGCUCAAAA
Nicotiana tabacum (common tobacco) is the source of this 3024-nucleotide messenger RNA. Its product is annotated as two-component response regulator-like PRR37. Gene Ontology annotation, molecular function: protein binding. The record is from RefSeq and is a predicted model, not a curated record. NCBI's taxonomy places the organism in Eukaryota, Viridiplantae, Streptophyta, Magnoliopsida, Solanales, Solanaceae. Gene Ontology annotation, biological process: phosphorelay signal transduction system; cytokinin-activated signaling pathway.